AUGCAGGAAAUGCAAACGGUAAGUCGACGCUCAGCAGAGUAGAAGCGCCGGCAUCAUCGCCAGAGCCGACGGCUCAGUCAGCCAGAACCAUUACUGGCAGACAGAGAGAGAGAGGGAAAGAAUGUCACCAAGUGACAUUUACGGACCCUGGAGACAAUUCUGAGGCCUCAUUUUGUCAGAGUCUUUCCAUCGUCCCCCACCCCCCCCCCGCCGGGUCGUUUAUAUUAGAACUGAAGUUUCCGCUAUAUUUUCACUAAGAUGUGGCAUCUGGGCUAGUGUAAGGCUGGUUAGCUUAGCUUAAUUGAAAUGCUGCCUUCUGCUCGGCCCUCCCCCCCUUCGUCGUGAGUCAUCCGGUCGAAUCCUUCCACCCCUGACAUUUAAAUCGCACGCACGCCCAUCGAAGAUAUGAUUGGAUAAUCACAUGAAUUGGGACGUGAGAUUUAAUGAGAAUAUUAAUUUAUUGUGCUGGUUGCGUCGCGCUAUGACUAGUCUCUCGAGACCAAUGGUAGUAUCGAAACUUAGCUUGUUCUUUUGCCAGUCCUUCCUUUUUAAAUCAGAUCUUUCAAAAGAGGAAGCGUAAAUACACAAUUCAUUUCUCCUGAUGGUACAUGAAAGAAAACAUUCAUUCUUGUACACAUUUGGUAGAAAAUUACGCCCUCUUCCAAUGUUAUACUCGAAGAAAUGGUAUGAUUAGGUUAUGCAUGUUUUUCAUGAAGUAUAAUUAAUUUUUUAAAGGCACCAAAAUUCAAUGAGAAAAAUUAGUGCUACUUAAGUAGCCACUUUUUAUGGAGUUCGGUUUUUGCAUGCGGUCGAAAGGAGUUCGUUCGAAAGCCGGCAUUCCCUGGUAACUGAAUUAUUAUAGAAUUAUUCUGGAGGAUGAUUAAUUUUACAACCCCACCUAAGUAAUCUUUACGAGUAGAAAGCGGAUAUCAGAAUUUCAGCUAACAUUUCAUGAGUUAGCAAGCCUACUGCAUAUAUAUCCACUUGCGUACGCGCUGGCAUUCACUGUGCGGUUAGGGAAAAAUCGGCAGGAGAAUCUUUGAAGACCAGGUUACGAAUAAGAAUUAUUUUUCGAGGGAAGGAGAAUGGGCACUAAACCGUGCUGGUUGAUAGCAUGCAUGCUCGGAUGCAGUAUAACCAAGUAUGUUUAUAUGUAUAUAAAUAUUGAUAAGGUGAUACCGACAAAGACAAGGGAGACCGGAAUGGCCUUGGGGUUGGGUAUGACUGGCUGAUGACGGCUAAUAAGCCAGAAAUGGCCAUUCCGGUCUCCCUUGUCUUUGUCGGUAUCACCUUAUCAACAUAUAUCACUAGUCGCUGUGCGACUGCCUGCGAGGGUUCUAGUAUGAGCCCCAAGGCACAACAGAACGAGCAUGUUCUGUAACCUGAUCGGUGAGCGCCCAUCUGUCAUAGUAUAUAAAUAUAUAUGCAUAGGCAAUUAGAGAGAUAGUAAACCGGACAUCUGUUGUUGUGGUGUUGCCAGCGCUUUCCUCAGUUUGCCCCUGCUCUCACACAUGUUAAGGCCCACCCUCGCCUGAAAUGUUUCGUUCCUCUUCUUGGGCAGGGGGGUGGGGGGUUAUGAGUGUUAACAGCCGAUCUUCCUGCUGUGUUGCAGCUACGACUAAUGACAUCGGCCAAGUGGAUGCGGGCCAGAACCCGAAAUGCUAUCAGAUCCUCAGAGCCAUGCUUCAACAGGCGACGUGAAGGAACCAGGCUGGGUAUAUUGAAGGCCGGCAAGAUGCGAAACGCCACAUGCUCCACCCUCGCGCCUUCCGCGAUCUGCCCUUUGCCUUCGUGGAGGGGGUGUUCUUGUAGUCGCACUGGCGACAGUGGGGUGGGACACCUUGGCUUAACACGACAGGCGUCGGCACGAAAACAGCAGUCGACGGCACGCUUGCUUUCCGAUUUAACAAGAUAAUCUGCUUGGGACAUGAAACAGGACUGACCGCGGAAACAUGCCCCGUGCUAGUACCUGUUGGCCAAUGUUGGAAAUUUCACGAGUGCCGGCAUCCGAUGAAGGGGUCGCUUGGCUGACUCUAGACAGUGGUAACUCUGGACGGUGUCUGCCAGACCGAUCUGUUUGCGGACUGUGCUGUUUGGCAGGCGAUGAUGUUGACAAAAAGCAGAGCGGUUUUUUUAUUGCAGUCUUUCUAAUUUUUCUCCUAUGCAUUUAACAAACCGUUCAUGAGGUUUAUUCUUAGAGAUCCAACUCUGCGGCGUUGGAGUUGAGUCGACGCAUCUAAUGCCUUUUUCGACAUACUAUACUGAAAUCCAACGAGGGGAGGGGUUAGUUUUGUUGCGACGAAGGUCGGUUAAAUCAAAGUGCGCAUGGGACCAGGGGAAAGUUUCUGCAUGUUAACCAUAAACAUCUACAGCUGUGCAGCUAAAGAAACCUUGGUCUCGGAGCAAAUCAUUUCAAGGGAGAAAAGAUGGUUCAUGAGACAAAUUCCAAAGGAGUUCUUAACACAGUUUUCGGAAAAUGCCUUCUCCAGCAGCUUUGGCAAAGUGUUUAGGGAACGCAUGUGCGGGAGUAUGUUAGUCUACAAGAAGUAAGAUUAGCCUGUGACACUGUCAGGCUCUGAAACUAGUCGUAGACCCAUUUACAUCUUGCAAGUUCUGUUUUUUCGUCUGUUACGAAACGACAAAUAUUCACUUGGGAGAAAACGUCCAUGACCUCUGAGCAACGUCCAUCACUAGAGAUUGCAUCAAACACGCCAAUAAUGAUGUUAUGUAUACGCUCUGUCAUGAUAUCUCGCAACGCAUAUACAUAGGCGGCUGUCCUCGCCGUUAAACGGAAUUUGAUUAUGCAUUAUUCAUUGACACCGCUAUAAGUACCUAACCUUUAAUGUUGCAAUUUGCCACUUGGGAGCCGAAUUUGAAAACUCGAGCAUAACCGGAAUUUUCGACAUGGGCCGAUGAGGACGAUUUAUCAAACUGGAAGCGACGCUAGACGUUAAAUCUCUUCUGUCAACAGCAAAGUUUUUCAGAGAAUUCAGGUGGCUGCCAGUUCUACGGCAGGAGAUGUGAUUCAUAGGCUGUUGUCCUGAGCAUCCCUUUAGCUUGCGGCAACGCUGGAGCGUUUAGAAGAACUCGCGCAAAGAAGGGGAUGCAAUCACGGGUCUUCUUAUGGUAAAAGAUCGAAAUAUGUUUGUGUAGUUCUUAUCCACAGACUCCCUUACGCACUUUGAAUGACGGAGCACGAGCUGCGAAGAUUUAAGAUACGCACAAGAGUUAAUUUGGUAGUUGCAGGCACUAGCUGACGACCUCCAAUGUUUCUGCUUUACUUCGUCUUUGGUCGGUUUUAUGCUAAAGUGCGAUCCCAAAGUAAGCUAAACCUAUCCAAAGUCGCCUUCACGAAGCUGAGGAGUUUGAACUUGAUGCGCUUUUCAAAACACAAGACGUUUUACUAAAUGCUGCUUUAAAUCAAAAUGCGCGCUGUACGUUGAGUUUGAGCGUCAUGGGGACAAAGAUCGGUCAAGUUCAUAAUUUAGGCAAUUGAACACGUAGGUUUUCUUUAAAAUGCAGGCAGUGUAUGAUUCCACUUUUUAAAAUUCUUAUCCGCAGACUCCCUUACGCACUUUGAAUGAGAAAGGUUGUUGUGUGUGUCCUCCAAACGAGCCACGUAGUAGAUGUGCUGGACCAACACGGGGGCCAUAUGGGGUAUCGGAUUCUGGCACCAUGACAAAUGUCAGCAUUUCGGGGUGCGGUGGCAGACCCAGUUGCCAGUUGGAGUCACUCACACUGGGACCCCUGUCACACCCCGUUUUCUGUUGUUGGUUAAAAUUCUGGUUAUAUUUUGUCAACCAAAAAUUCUGGUCGGUUGUAUUUCUCUGUAGCACAUGAUCCCUCGUCCUUGAUGUGGGUGCGCGUACUUUAAAUUUCCCACUUUAUGGUUGGAAAUGGAAUGCAAGGUAGUUGUGAGGACGAGAAUACACUCGACGCGAGACUUCAGACGAAGGCGUCCUUUGCAAAAGCUGACGGUUAAUUCACAGAGUAAUUGGUCUGUCCUCAGAGAUUCAGACUGACAAUUUUCUACUUGGUCGGAUUCACACUGAGGAAUUUAAGAGCUCCAACGCCGUUGGGGUUAAAAAGCGCAUGUGUCUCCGGGCAGUGUAGCGUCCAAGCAGCGAGUACACCUAGAGCAGCACAAAAACCACGACUCAGUCCAACUUCAGAGAAGAGGAAAGAGGUAUUUCCGGGCAAGAAUCUGGAAGGGGUCUGUCCGAUCGCUCGAACCAUGAAUUUACCCUCCUGAGUACCGGCUUGAAUCCAUACGCAGUUUCGAGUGGGAGGGAAGUAGGAGUCACCAGGGUCCACAUUAAGCCCUGAUGUGAAGAAGUUGAAGCGAUAGCUGGAACAGAAGCCUUAUUCUCCUGACGUUUGUGCUUGCCUCUCGCAACUGUUAUAAGAGACAACAGCAUUUUUAUAGAAUGCAGCCACUCUGCUAGCGCAUCUCUGUGACAAUUGACGGCUCUUCUCGUCAGCGCGGAUAGUCGAUGUCGGUGCAAUAAGUGCUUGAUAGCCGGCAGUCGAGUUGCCACAACUUUCUCACCCCUGAUGGAUAUUGGCGUGAUGAUGACUCCACCCCCACUCCUUCGACGGUUAACAACUCACAACUUUGUAGCCCCCCCCGCCAAGGAUUUCGGCUCUGUCGAAGCUAAAGAUGUGAAUGGCUAGUAUUAAAGGUGUCAUGAUUUGAGAAUACGCUUGCUUCCUCUGCGUUACUGGGGCGCGUUUGUUCAUUCACGUCUAGAGUAAUUCUCCUACUUAUUCACCUAUAAGGCUUUUGUACGAGCGAUCGGGUGCAUUAUUUUUCAGUUACUACAUUGGUGUCUGAACCUAUAAAAUAAUGACGUCGGUUGUUAGACAUGCUUUCUAGAAGAAAGGAAUGUCUUGGUGAAGUUUCCAUAACGAGUAUCACAGGGUUUCACUGAAAGUCCAUUCACACAAGAGGACACAUUGGUCUCUAGUUGGUCGUCCUUUUAAGCUGUUAGUCAUUAAGAAAUAUUUUCUGGAAAGCAUGCAAAAAAUGCACUGUUUAUAUCAACUCGGCAAGAAAUGAGUCGACGGUUGGGUGAAAGACCCCCGUUGGCUAUUGGUAGACUCUGGAUCGUGCGCUGAUGUAUGUACUUGCGAAACCUAAUUUAGUGAUGAUGACUGGCAGAGCGGAGAAACAAGAAACGAAGAUCAUGUGAGAAUUAAUUGGAGAAUAGCAGAAAUGUCCGUCGGGGGAUAGGCUCAGUUGCUCGGCAGCUAGUCACUCUUUCAGGGUGGAACACCAUGGAAUACCCAGUUGGAUACCAUAUCUGCAUACAUUCACCAUUUUAUUCGAAGGUAUCGUUUUUGACCCCAACCACCUUCUCUGUCUUCUUGCACUCCGUCAGCUUACUGUUUGGCAUGCUGCCCCACCCGUAAACCUCCUUCCUCGCUCCCGUUCGACGCGUUCCUCAGUCUACCGAUAGCUAAUUAUGGUCCUUCACCCUUCCAUCGCCAGAAAUUAUAUACUCGAUUUUGAGCUUUAAGGGAGGGGAGCCUAUGGUUUUAAAAUAUUUCGCUAUAAUGAGAGUAUCAUAGCCACAAGUUUAUGCAGACUAAUCGCAAGGCGUAAAACACGAUUCAUAUCUACUGCAAGAUUUUAUGAGGAUCUGAAGGCCUCUCUAGAGAAAGGCGAAGACAUGAAAUUAAUCAGCUUCAAAGGGAGUGCACAACACUAGGUUUUAAAGUCUGAUGAACUGAAAAAAAAAUCGAAGAAAAAAUCUGAUGAAAUGUUAACUGAAAUACUCGGGCGUGUUUCCGAUUAAGAUGGUCCACUUAAAUGGGGUUAUGAUAUUAAUUACUGUGCAGUAUAAUCCCAGAAUAUAUCAAUCCUAUCAGGAUGCCGACUUUUAAAUGCUCUUAUUGUCGCCCGUCUGCAAAAACUGCACUCGGUAAAAAAUGACAAAUUUUACGAACCUUCGUUACUGAUUUUCGAAGCACUCACACAUUCGGUAUAUAUUAUAUAGAAAAUAUGGUCAAAAAUAACCUGUCCUUCACCCAUUUGGUACGGCAAAAUGUCUUCUACAAAUUUUUUCUCUCAAGGUGAGGGUAUCUUUCUGUUUCAAAAAGUUUGUACCUAUGGCAAUUUUCAGACAGUAAAAUGUCCUUCGAAAUAACAUCAUAUCUGUUUGUUUAAUAAUACUCCUUGCGAAGAAAACAACGUAAUAUACAUACAUUGGGGAAUUAUAUGAGUACUAUGUGAUAUCUUCAUAUGUUGGGGAGACUUUCGCCGAUCGUUUUUACAGGACUCAUUCGUCAUUCUGCCCAUAUUAUGCGCCGCUGUGCGGCUGCUGGUUGGGCUCGAGGGAGGGCCCUAAAGCACAACGGCACGGCGAGCGCCCCUCUACCAUGAUGUCUUCAUACUUUAAUAUACGAAUCUAUAAUUAUCUCCACAUAAAAAGCAUUCAGCUCGCAGACCGUAAACCAUAAAGGAAAACGCAAUAGUAAAUCCGGCCCAAAAUUAUUUUGGUACUGAGAAACUUUUUAAUUUCCACACACUCCUAGACUGCGAGUCCGAAAUCCGGAGAGGGCUUUAUCUGCUACCAAAUCGAUACCAAAAGGUUAUGCUGAGCAUGCUUUCGGUAAAACAUAUUGCAAUGUAUAAGUGAAUCGAAAAUCAGUGGAACCAGUCCAUACUACUUAAGUAAUCAUUUUACGCCGGAUUAGGUUUAAACGGACGGCCUAUACGAAGUGCAUUUAAAGGUCGGCAUCCCUGUCUGCUUGAAAUAUCCGAAUGUUACGCUACACAAUAUUAAUAUUACAACCCCACGCACGAUCUCAUGAAGUGUUGUAAGUAAUAAACCGGUCUGUCGUAAGGAGAAUUAUAAAGAACAGAGUAGUCGCAGGGAUGCACGUGACGAUAAUUUGAUACUGAGAGUUGUGUUAAAGUUUUUGUUACAGAUCGUAUUAUUGGCGCACUAAAACAAAACGCUUUUUUGUGUCACUACAAUUAAUUAUGGGAGUUUGCUAGGGUCAGGAAACGUGUAUUCAAAUAGCAUCGAAUCCGUUUGUUUUAAAAUGCUUCUCAUGAACUAUACAAUAAAAUCCAUAUCCGGUGUAGGAUUUUAUGAGCCCUAUGUGGUUUUUACUUAAUGCCAUAUAGGAAUGCAUGUUUUUCUUGCACAGUAUUCAUACAAAUAGUAGACUUAAAACACCAAACGCAAAUGCAAAAGCUGUUCGAGCUUAGAGUCCUUCGGAGUGAAAAACUUUUUAACACCAAACUAGCCUUCUUUUAUGCAUAAAAUUAGAAAUAGACGUAAUUUUCUGCCAAAUGAGUAUAAGAAGGUAUAUUUCGGUGAAUGUUUUCUGUCAAAUGUAUUUGAAUUUAUAGGGGCAUAAAAAAUCAGUAAAAUGUACACUCCAUAAGUAGCCAUGUUUUAUCCAGUUCGAUUAAUGCUGGCGGCCGAAAAGAAAUCUAUUUGAAGGUCAACAACUAGGUGUGCCUGAAAUAUUACGGUAUUAUGCCGCAGACUUAUCAGUGUUAAACCCUACGUUUUAGAAUUUUAAUUGCCUCUUCAGGAUAUUGACCACUGACCAUAUUAAAGCGUGAUUAGUGUCCCAGCACAAACAGGAAUCGGCAACUUACUCUUUAAAAUGUGAAGACAAAUUUCCUCGCAGAAAAGCUUUCGAAAAAAGUGUAUGCAAUUAAUAUUUUGCAUAUAUUCUAUGGGAUGUCAGAUAGUUUUACCAGAAGCACAGAUGGUUGCGAGAAGAAAAGGGGUGAGCGAAAAUUUCCCGAAAUCUAAUCAGCAUCCAUUCAGGCCUUCCUUUCUACCUUCUACCAUCGUUGGCUUGAACUCGUUUAUAAGCGCCUCCUCCGUACAACAUUGACCUUGAGCCUAAUUACGGAGGCGCCUAUGCCCCUACUCUGUUUUUACUCCUAAACCCAACCCCAACAUUGACGCCAACCCUCUUCCUAUUCUCCCCCCCCCUGAAAUUUAGCGUAACUCCACCUGUAAUACGAGAGUGCUUAAGGCCUCGUCUGUUCCCAUCCUGUUUCAAAUACAUGGUCUGAGAAACCCACGAUAUUCUUUAGACAAGAGACAUCCUUUUCUUUUGAAUGCGAAGAAGGGUUUUCAGAGAGACUAACUGCCGUAUAUUUGGCAAACUAUAUUCUUCGAAAUGAAAUUUAUUCUGCCUUAGCGCUUAAAAGGCCAUUUUCCUCAUUUAGUCAGUUGGAAUACUGUUUGCAUUCUUCUGUUAUUUUGAUGCCAGGGGAACAGAAACGAGCUCCCAAUUCGCGGCCGACUGUUGCAACUGGCUGAUCUCCUCUCCUGGGAUGCAAAAUGCAAUCGUCUGCUGCACGAUCUCGUUGUCAGCUGCUACGGCGCUCCCGGUAAGCAUGACUUUGGCUCGUCGUAGAAGCUGGAGACACCUCCGCUUUUCACUGAGCCAGAAAAUGUCCGAGCAUUAAAAACUUCACUCGUCUACGCGAGGGCUAUAAAAAUUUAAAUAAUUUUUUCCCAGUAUUUUCAGCAGAAUGCGUAUUGACAGUCCGGGGACGUCGGUUCAGAUUCGGUGGUUCGUUAGGGGGAGAAAAGUAGGAAACUGUGUAAUUAAACUUUGCGAAAGGUCAAUCUUGAAUGUUGCGAAUUCUUUCUACCAAUGGGUUGCAAUGUGAGGAAUGCAGUUCAUUGCAAAAAAUAACUUUCACCGCAUUCAUUACCGUGGGCAAGUGACUGCAGCCGUGUACCUUUGUAUUCACUCCUGCACUUUAGGGUGAAAGCGGGAUCAUUAAAGCGUUCAGUAAAUCAAGACUGGCAAUUUAGCUCUUCCAGCAAAGUCUGGCAAUUUAUGCUACUCCAUAGAACUUGAUUUAUUCGCUCGAUGUGAACUUUCCGUUGAUUUUUCAAACUUUAGUUAUAGCCGAUCAUGAUAUCUACUAGUCUAGUCUACAUUUUAAUGUCCUGAAAGAAUUGGAGAGCAUAUGGUGUAUAUAGUAUAUUCCAUAAUGUCGACCGUGAAACCAAAUAUCUUGGUGUACAUGCUUACGCAUUGAUAGAAUUUGAGAGCAUUACAUUACCGACAAAGACAGGGGAGACUGGAAUGACCAUUUUGGCUUAUUAAUCGUCGUCGGUCAGUCAUACCCAAUCCCAAGGUGUGGGUCAUCUGGGGCUUGAUCCCACAACCUGUUGGUUAGAAGUCCAACGCCCCUAACCACUGAGCCAAGGGCUCGUUGUCCUGUCGGUUGCGAUCGGGAAUAUACAAUGACAGAGGGGUUCUCGCCGGUCGCGCUACGGAACUCACUCGUCCCCUUGGACCUUGGGGCUUUCUCUCUAGCCCCACCAGCAGCCUUGCUUAUAUUACGCAUGGGCGGACGCUGUUCCAGCAUACUUGGUAUUUUCGAUGGCCAUCGACAAGAAAAUGGGCUUGUUAAAACUUUGAACUUACUAGUGUUCAGAAAUUAAAAGAACUCUGGUCCGAACCUCAGGUGCUCCGAAUCUUGGGGUUGGGUUAGGCUGGAGGCGACGACAAAGACGACGACUAAUAAGUCAGAAGUGGUCACUCCAAUUUUCUCUGCCUCCUUGGCCAAUCUCAUUCUGCCUAUGUUACUAGCCACUGUGCAACUCUCGGUAAGGCUUAUGAUCGAGUCUCAAAUCGCAACGGGACGAGAUGAUCCCAUAAUGCAGUCGAUUAACACUCUCUGUCAAACAUAUACUUUUUAAUUGAAAAAUGGGCGUCUCAAGAAAGAAAAUUCAAAGAAAAUAAUUCUUUGUGAAAAGUAACAAACUUUAUUUCGUAACUGUUCGACUCUGGUUCUCCAGGUCGUUCUCAGACGUGAAGCGAGUAUGCGAAACAGCUAAAGUUUAGACUGGACUAAAAACCGAUUCUGCUCUACCAUUCUUGCCUUUAUUGAGAGUUGGCAUCACGUUCUGAUUGGCUACCACCUGUUCUGUGUUUCCUUGAGAUUGUUGUAUGCGACGUCUAGGUCGACGUGCGGAUUGGCUCAUGAGUUGCCAGAAUAUACGGCCUCUAAAUAUCUUCGGUCUUCCUUAGAUGAACAGACACCCGUAAUACGAGGCCUGGUCCAGGCAAAUUCGUGGCCAGUUUCCAGCGCAUGCAUGACAACUUAGAACAAGUGGUCUCACUUUUUUACUGCCAAGUACUAUUCUUGUGUGCGUAUGAAGGCAGAUGUUCCAGGUUGACCACAGUAAACCACAUUGCAUGUGUCGCAUGGUAUCGCGUAGGUGACUUCUUUUUUGUCUAAGUGGCCAGCCAUCUCCUCAGGGUGUACAAGCUUGUUGCAAGAUAUAACUUUUGGUUUGUUGGCCACGUGUAUUCAGAGUUUCCUCGGGCGUCAUUCAAUAAGUCCAGUCUCAUUUCUAAUUUGCGGGAGUGUUUACUAGUUUUUUGGUUUCGGCGCCUGAUCGGAGCAGUAUAGUUCCUUUUCAUUUUAUUUUAAAUCCUGUUGUCUCAUACAUCCAUGUACAAAAUCUCCAAGAUACCUGUUCUGCGAAAGCAUGUUACAGGGAAGUUUUUCACUUUUCCUAAAGAACCUACUUCCCCCGAUAUAUGUAUUCAUAUAAGUUUGUUAAUUUCCCGAGAAAUUAAUGCGUGCUGCUUAAGUUAUCUUUUACUGAAACUCUCUCAGAUUCGGUUCGAAAUUUUAAAGUAUUCUUUUGGCCGAAACCAACCAGUCCCAGAGGAAUUGUCGCGUAACAUCCACAAUUUAUUUACGGACAGUCAGCAAUACAUCUGUACUGGUUGAUUUAUCACGAGGUCUGAGUCAGAUAUUUCAUCCAGCAAUUGCAGACUUCUUCCUGAGAGAAUUAGAAAUUUUUAUAAUAACAGCGCCCUAGCUCCAAGAUAAUUUAGUCGCAAAGAAUCGGGUAGAAGAUGAGAACAAAUUUAAAAAGUAGUAGAAGGAGCUCAUAAAGCAAUAUAGCAGUAUUAAGAUAGUUAGCUUUCUUCCUUCAGAUUACGUUGCCCAGGCGGCUGUGGGAAGGUCCAAAUCAUAUAAAUACAACCGGAAAUUCCCCUUCAAUUUGAGCAUUCCCCCGAGCCAGAGUGGAAUGCCUAGGGAGCCCGAGCCGCAGCGUCCAAACUCAGAGAAGCAUCCGCCGGCGGAUCCUAAAAGGAGACAGGUGAGGAUGGCGCACUUUCCUACUCCGAUUCCCCAGGAAGUCCACGAAGCACGCACGGAAGAUGAGUACGCGUCAGGACGGGCCAAUGGUUCCACCCCUGCAGACAAUGCGGGACGAUAG
Messenger RNA from Spirometra erinaceieuropaei, 11237 nucleotides. NCBI's taxonomy places the organism in Eukaryota, Metazoa, Platyhelminthes, Cestoda, Diphyllobothriidea, Diphyllobothriidae. The record is from the annotation of a GenBank genome assembly.